This is a messenger RNA of Acipenser ruthenus (sterlet), 3916 nucleotides long. Its product is annotated as phospholipase D1-like. Bases 152 to 3391 code for a protein of 1079 amino acids. The transcript is spliced from 27 exons. Gene Ontology annotation, molecular function: phosphatidylinositol binding; D-type glycerophospholipase activity. Gene Ontology annotation, biological process: intracellular signal transduction; phosphatidic acid biosynthetic process; regulation of microvillus assembly. NCBI's taxonomy places the organism in Eukaryota, Metazoa, Chordata, Actinopteri, Acipenseriformes, Acipenseridae. The record is from RefSeq and is a predicted model, not a curated record.
GGGCGGAGUUGUACAUUUGAAAGCGACGCACACGGUUGUGACGGAUUUACCAUUCCAAAGUUUCAGCCGCUCUGUAGCAUGCAAGUUAAAGUUGUCAAUUGACCUACUAUAAAUUGGAACAGGUAACCCCUGUACACCCUGAGUGUUAAACAUGUCUCUGGAGAAGGGAAUACAAGAGAGUGCAUUUCCACUAAAGAAAGUGGCUUUCGACAUGAACCAGAUAAUGGAGAAUUUGGACACCAGGGACCUCGAUUUGGAGGAGGUGGAUUUCGAGCCUUAUGAUCCCAGUCUGCCAGUGAACACUCGAAUUCCUUUCUCUGCCAUUUACAAAACAAAGGGGUUUAAGGAAACAGAUAUCCAGGUCUACCUCAAUGAAGUCCACAUUACUGCAAAAGUUCUGGAAGUAGAACGAGGUAUCAUUGCACAACAUGAGCGUGUUUCUUCAACGCAACAAAGGCUCACAUCAAAGGUAAAACAUGCUGGUGUCUUCACAAUUGAACUGAAGCACGGAGGGUUUACCUGGAGAGUGAAAAGGAAAGAAAAACACUUCCACGAGCUCCACCGAGAGCUGAUCACAUACAAGACCUUGAUGAGAAUUCCUAUGCCUACAAGAAGUCACACAGUAAGAAGGAAGACCAUUAAGAGAGAUGAAGUCCGACAGAUGCCCAGCCUGCCUCGCGGCAAUGAAAACCUGGUCCGAGAGGGGCAAUUCUCCAGUAGAAGGAAACAACUUGAAGACUAUCUGAAUAAGUUGUUAAAAACAGCAAUGUACAGAAACUACCAUGCUACAUUGGAGUUUAUUGAUGUCAGUCAAAUGUCCUUCAUUCAUGAUUUGGGACCAAAGGGCUUGGAGGGGAUGAUAAUGAAGCGCUCAGGGGGUCACCGGAUCCCUGGCCUGAACUGUUGUGGUCGGAGUGAAAUCUGUUACCGCUGGUCCAAAAGGUGGUUAGUUGUUAAAGACUCAUUCAUAAUGUACAUGAAACCAGACUCGGGAGCCAUUUCAUUUGUCAUGCUGGUGGAUAAGGAGUUUUGUAUAAAGAUGGGCCUCAAGGACACAGAGACUAAACACGGAGUUCGCAUUGACAGUCUGUCCAGAUCGUUGAUUGUGAAGUGUGCCAGCUAUCGUCAUGCCCGGUGGUGGGGUCAGGCCCUUGAAGAUCAUGUUAAAAAACAUGGCAAAGCCUUUUUGCAAGAUCACAGAUUUGGGUCCUUUGCAAGAGAACAAGAAAACACUCUGACAAAAUGGUAUGUCAAUUCAAGUAUUUACAUGCAAGAUGUGGCAGAUGCACUAGAAGAAGCCACAGAAGAAAUCUUCAUCACCGACUGGUGGCUGAGUCCAGAGAUUUUUCUCAAGAGACCAGUUGUAGAGGGGAACCGCUGGAGGUUAGAUUACAUUCUUAAACGCAAAGCUCAACAAGGUGUGAAGAUUUGUGUGAUGCUGUACAAAGAGGUGGAGCUGGCUUUGGGAAUCAACAGUGGGUACAGCAAGAGGACACUAAUGCACCUUCAUCCCAACAUCAAGGUAAUGAGGCACCCUGACCAUGUCUCCUCCACUGUGUAUCUGUGGGCCCACCAUGAGAAGCUGGUUGUUAUCGACCAAUCCAUCGCGUUUGUAGGUGGGAUCGACCUGGCCUACGGGAGAUGGGACGACAAAGAACACAGACUGACAGAUGUGGGCAGCGUCUCGCGAGCUAUAUCAACUGCCAAUUGCCUACUGUCAGACGAGAGCACUAAAGGUCCAGGAAAAGAGAGCAUGCCUCACAGCAAUGGCAGCAACCAGAAAACCGGGGGCGACGAGAAAGUUGCAGACUUACUCAAAUUGAAAGGAGUCAGUCGCUCAAGGAGAUACCCCAGGUUCAGCCUCCACAAACAACUUCACAAACACCACAGAGACAGCAUCAGCAGCAUCGACAGCAGUGAAGGAAGUUGGUUUCAGGAUUCAAAAAGUCAGGAGAAUUUAAUACCAGGUAAAAAGCCCCAUCUGAAGAUAUUCCACCGGGAACCCAGACAGGGGCUUUCUCAGUCCCCGGAUGACAGCGGCUCGAUAGGAAAUCUACAGGCUGGAGUUGGAGAGCUUCAAGGAAACACUCGCUUCUGGCACGGGAAGGACUACUGCAAUUUUGUCUUCAAGGACUGGGUCCAGCUCGACAAGCCUUUUGAUGAUUUUAUAGACAGGUAUACCACACCACGAAUGCCUUGGCAUGACAUUGGUUCAGUGGUACAUGGGAAAGCAGCCCGAGAUGUUGCAAGGCACUUUAUACAGCGAUGGAACUUCACAAAAAUUAUGAAGCCGAAGUACAGAUCUCUCUCCUAUCCAUACCUUUUGCCGAAAUCCCACACAACAGCAAAUGAUUUGAGGUAUCAGGUUCCAGACUGCGUAAAAACUAAAGUACAGGUGUUGCGCUCAGCUGCGGAUUGGUCAGCAGGUAUCAAGUACCAUGAAGAAUCGAUACAUGAUGCUUACAUUCAUGUAAUAGAGAACAGCAAACACUAUAUCUACAUUGAGAACCAGUUUUUCAUCAGCUGCACUGAUAACCGGUACGUUUUCAACAGGAUUGGAGACACUAUUGCUGCAAGGAUCCUUAAAGCUUACAGAGAGAAUAAGAAAUAUCGUGUUUAUGUGGUGACGCCUCUCUUACCUGGAUUUGAAGGAGACAUCUCCACUGGAGGAGGGAGCGCUCUCCAAGCAGUCAUGCACUUUAACUACAGAACAAUGAGCAAGGGGGAUAAUUCCAUUAUUUCACAACUGAAAGUAGAAAUGGGAAACCAGUGGAUUAACUACAUUUCAUUCUGUGGACUGAGGACUCACGCCGAGCUGGCGGGAAAGCUGGUUACCGAGCUCAUCUACGUUCACAGCAAGAUGCUGAUAGCUGACGACAACACUGUCAUCAUUGGCUCUGCAAACAUUAAUGAUCGAAGCAUGCUGGGAAAGCGUGACAGUGAAAUGGCAGUGAUCAUUGAAGACACACAGACUGUGCCCUCUGUAAUGGACGGAGAGGAGUACCAGGCAGGGAAAUUGGGCCUCCAGCUGCGGCUUGAGUGCUUCAAGUUGAUUCUGGGUGGCUUUACAGAUCCCACCAUUGAUGUAACUGACCCAAUCAGUGAAAGGUUUUUCAAGGAGGUGUGGAUAGCAACAGCAGCACGCAAUGCAACCAUCUACGAAAAGGUUUUCCGAUGCCUGCCCUCCGAUGCAGUACGGAACACUGUUGAGCUCAGCGAGUUCAUAGCCAAGCUUGGCCUGGAUACAGAGGACCCUGCCAAAGCCCUGGAAGAGCUGAAGAAGAUUCGGGGCUUCCUGGUGCAGUUCCCCUUGUACUUCUUGUGUGAGGAGAACCUACUUCCUUCUGUCGGGACAAAGGAAGCUAUGGUUCCCAUGGAGACCUGGACAUGAGGAAAAACUUUCCCCAUUACAAUCUUGGCUUAAUCAAGCAGACUGAAAAUGCUGAAUAUACAGAAAACUACAGACAGACAACACAUUUGUUUUGUGAAAAAAAUGGAAGACUGAUAGUUCUAAAACAUUUUAUGUAGCCUCAAUUACAUAAUGAACAGGAAUAAGGAAAAGACAUGAUGGAGGAACCAUACACAGAUAGAGAAGAUGGACUGAAAUGUUUGUUUUUUCUUUAGUCAAAAUAACACUGAAUUGUCAUUAACAGCAUUACAUACAACAGUCUUAAAACAAAAACAAAACAAAAAAAACAAACACUUUCUUUUGCCUGCAAAACCAACCACAAAAACACAUUUAACAGGAGUGAUCUGAUUAUGGUGCUCUGCUAGAAUCGUACAUGUUUUUCUACUUAUUGAUCACCUGGAGGCCCAGAAUGUAAUAUUUCAGUGAAUGUUCAAGACUGGCACUUAAAUGUGUGGAUAUCUGAGUGGGCUCUUCUGAAGAAAAAAAAAAAGUCUCAAAUCAUACUCU